UGCCCCGGCCCCGCUCGCCCGUGCCCGCGGCUGAGCCCGCCAUGCCUGGCUUCGACUACAAGUUCCUGGAGAAGCCCAAGCGGCGGCUGCUGUGCCCGCUGUGCGGGAAGCCCAUGCGCGAGCCCGUGCAGGUCUCCACCUGCGGCCACCGCUUCUGCGACACCUGCCUGCAGGAGUUCCUCAGUGAAGGAGUCUUCAAAUGCCCCGAGGACCAGCUUCCUCUGGACUAUGCCAAGAUCUACCCAGACCCAGAGCUGGAGGUCCAGGUGCUAGGUCUGUCUAUCCGCUGCAUCCACAGUGAAGAGGGCUGCCGCUGGAGUGGGCCACUCCGUCAUCUACAGGCCCACCUGAAUACUUGCAGUUUCAAUGUAGUCCCCUGCCCCAAUCGCUGCCCUUCCAAGCUGAGCCGCCGCGAUCUGCCUGCACACUUGCAGCACGACUGCCCCAAGCGGCGCCUCAAAUGCGAGUUCUGUGGCUGUGACUUCAGUGGGGAGGCCUAUGAGAGCCAUGAGGGCAUGUGCCCCCAAGAGAGCGUGUACUGUGAGAACAAGUGUGGUGCCCGCAUGAUGCGGCGUCUGCUGGCCCAGCAUGCCACCUCUGAGUGCCCCAAGCGCACCCAGCCUUGUGCCUACUGCAGCAAGGAGUUUGUCUUUGACACCAUUCAGAGUCACCAGUACCAGUGCCCACGGCUGCCUGUGUCCUGCCCCAACCAGUGUGGUGUGGGCACCGUGGCUCGGGAGGACCUGGCAGGCCAUUUGAAAGACAGCUGCAGCACCGCCUUGGUACUCUGCCCAUUCAAAGAUUCUGGCUGUAAACACAGGUGCCCUAAGCUGGCAAUGGCACGACACGUGGAGGAGAGUGUGAAGCCUCAUCUGGCUAUGAUGUGUGCUCUGGUAAGCCGGCAGCGGCAGGAGCUGCAGGACCUUCGCAGAGAGCUGGAGGAGCUAUCAGUGGGCAGUGAUGGUGUGCUCAUCUGGAAGAUUGGCAGCUAUGGGCGGCGACUACAGGAGGCCAAGGCCAAGCCCAACCUUGAGUGCUUCAGCCCAGCUUUCUACACACAUAAGUAUGGUUACAAGCUGCAGGUGUCUGCGUUCCUCAACGGCAACGGCAGUGGCGAGGGCACACAUCUCUCGCUGUACAUUCGUGUACUGCCAGGUGCCUUUGACAAUCUCCUUGAGUGGCCCUUUGCCCGACGUGUCACUUUCUCCCUGCUGGAUCAGAGCGACCCUGGGCUGGCCAAGCCACAGCAUGUCACUGAAACCUUCCACCCUGACCCAAACUGGAAGAAUUUCCAAAAACCUGGCACUUGGAGAGGCUCCCUGGAUGAGAGUUCUCUGGGUUUUGGAUACCCCAAGUUCAUCUCCCAUCAAGACAUCCGAAAGCGAAACUAUGUGCGAGAUGAUGCUGUCUUCAUCCGUGCCUCUGUUGAACUGCCCCGGAAGAUCCUCAGCUGAGUGCAGAGCUGGGGAGCUCCAGGGGUAUAAGGGAUAGGACAUGACCUCAGUCAGGCACUGGCCGAAACUGGAGAGGGGGCUGGCCCCCCUUUCUGCUACUUCUGCCUAGGUUCUGUUACCCUGUUCUUCCCCUACCACCACCCUCAGGUGCCUCCAAUCGGUGCUUCAUCCCUGAUCCCUGGAGGGAGCAGGUCUCGGGAUUAUCAAGGGCUGGAAACAAGUGAUCCCCAGGGCCUGUCUCCCUUCCUGGGCAGGGCAGACAUGCCUUGGUGCCAGCCACAUUCUACCUGGACUGAGGCACCUGCUCAGGUGCUAUGUCCCAAGAGCCAUAGGGGGGAGUUGGGAAAUGGAGGGGUAGUUAAAAGAAUCUGCCUUGAGAUUAAUUUUUUUUCCCCUUUCUCCAGCUGUGGCCCUUCUGGUUAUUUAUUUCUUUAGUGCUAGGAGGUCACAGCAGGGGAGCUCUGAUUUUUAAUAAACCCUGAGUUGUAUUUAUUAA
Dipodomys ordii (Ord's kangaroo rat) is the source of this 1950-nucleotide messenger RNA. It is a transcript of the gene Traf4, whose product is annotated as TNF receptor-associated factor 4. The record is from RefSeq and is a predicted model, not a curated record. The transcript has 7 exons. The coding region runs from base 42 to 1454 and encodes 470 amino acids. Gene Ontology annotation, molecular function: protein binding; zinc ion binding. Gene Ontology annotation, biological process: signal transduction; regulation of apoptotic process; positive regulation of JNK cascade. Lineage: Eukaryota; Metazoa; Chordata; Mammalia; Rodentia; Heteromyidae.